CGAUUAUUUUAAUUUUCAUCGGUUAGUGUAAUUUUCUUUUUGGUCAUUGGCAAGACUGGUAUUUGUAUUUGAAAUUCUUCAUUUCCGUUUCCGGCGUCUUUCUUCACAGGCAAUCAAUCGGCAAUUCGGCAAUCCGACAUUUUGUUUGGUUGUGGUGGCUUUCAUCUGUAAUCUGUGGCUUUUAUACAAAGUGCUAAAAAAUGGCUGAAAAGUUCGAUUCUAAUGGUGAUUUAUAUGGUGAAAAUUUGAAAAGAAAGGCCGAGAAUGAGGAUAAAAAUGCCGAGUCAGCCGGCGAGAACGAAGAAAAUGGUAUGACCAGUAAGGCAGUUGAAUAUGUGAAAGAGUUGUUAGCCGAAAAGAUAUUGAUCGACCAGACUAAAUUGCCAAAUGCUACUAGGCUGUUGGAGCAAGAGGUAACAAAAGCACAGGCUAUUGGUAAAGUUCCUCUAAGGGAAAAUAAAUAUGUCGACAUUUAUCGAGAAAAACCCAUAAAAGUGACUAUUAAGGUUUUGGUACCUGUAAGAGAACAUCCGAAGUUUAAUUUUGUUGGAAAACUGCUGGGACCUAAAGGGAACUCUAUGAAACGUCUUCAAGAGGAAACUAUGUGCAAAAUGGCUGUUUUAGGCAGAGGUUCAAUGAAGGAUAGAAAUAAAGAAGAAGAAUUAAGAAAUUCUUUAGACCCCAAAUAUAGCCAUUUAACAGAUGAUUUGCAUGUAGAAAUCUCAGCUCUUGGACCACCAGCUGAAGCUCAUGCUAGAGUGGCAUUUGCUUUAGCUGAAGUAAGGAAGUACCUUAUACCCGACAGUAACGAUCACAUUAGAUUAGAGCAAAUGAGAGAGAUGGAAAGUGAAAGAGACCGGGAUCAUCCUGGACAUCCCGGUGGACAUCCUGGACACCCCGGCGGGCAUCCCGGAGGACAUCCUGGUCCAUUGGGAGAAGAAAGAGGAGAACCUAAAUCAAGAAGGCCUGUAUCAACUAUGCCAAGGCCACCGGCUCCUAUUAUUUCACAUGCUCCUUCAGUUAUGCGCACUGCAACCAGAGCACCUGUUGUGACUCCAAGAGUCAUGCCUGCAAAAACUAAAAUCAUGUCAAUACUUGAUAGAGCACGUGUCGCCAUGGAAGAAAGUUAUGGUUAUGAAGAUGAUAGUAACUAUGGUUCUAAUUCUCCAGCUUAUGAAUAUUCAAGACCUAGUUAUUCUUCAGGCUAUCAUGACGAUUAUGAAGGGGAUUAUUAUAAGCCUUCCAGUUAUGAACCGUCUACGUCUCGUGGUUGGAAGCCAUCUCCAUAUCCGAAAGGAACUUCUAGCUCAUCAGGUUCACAUCAAGCUGAAAGUUCUCGUUAUAGAACUUCUCCUUACACUCGCCCCAUGAUGAAAUAAAUUGUUUAAUUUGGUUCAAGGUUCCCACUUUGUUUGCAUGACGUUUCAGAUUAGUUUUAAGGUUCUAUGCAUUUUUGCAGUUUUCAUUACUUUUUUAUUUAAAAUGACAUUUUUUUUGGCAUUUCUGAUAUUAUUAAUGAUCACAAUUACAGGUUGUCAAAAUAGGUUGAUAUAUAAUAAUGGUUCCUAAACUAAAACAUAGCCAUGGAAAUUAAAUAAUGUUAGUACAUGCCGUAGUUUAAUUUUUCCCCGCUUACGGCGCGCAUGCGCGUAGCCAUUGCCUUACCACUUACAGCGCCGUAAGCCUAGACAACGCGUUUUUAUUAUUUGGACUUGCCGUAUAAAACUGAAAUGAUUAAACAUUUUUAGUGGGAACCUUGUAAAUGGGUUUUUAUAUUGAAUCGUUUUGUAAUCCUAGUAGUUUAACUAGAUCUGUAAAAUCAGUGUCACUAUUCAGUUUAAAUUACAAAUUCUUAAACAAAUAGUUUACUGCAUACCUCUUUAAAAAGGUAUUUUAUUAAGAUAUUGUAAUAUUGUAUGGUGACAAAAUGUUGUGAAUUAAUGUAUUUUCAUUUCUGUAUUCUUAGAAUUUUGGAAUACAAACUUUUGGGUUUUAAACUUUAUUUAAAAAUAAAUGUCUUGCAUCCAGGUAAGUGAUUUUGGAACCCUUGACAAAAUCAAAUAAUAGAAACUUAAUUUUUAAUUAAUUUGAAUCUAUUAAACAGUAGUUUUAAAAUCGUAUCUAAUUAAUAUAAAUUAAUAUAUCAUCAGAAAAUCUAAAAAUUAAUUGUUCAUAAAAAUAAUUCAUGUCAAAUGAAUAAUUAUUAUUAAUUUUUUUUUAGUCUAAAACAUUGUGUAAUCAAAUUAACGUAAUUUUAAAAUCCAGGAGGGUGUAGCAACAUUUUAUUUGCUUCAGUUAUAGCUUACUCCAUAUUAAAUUAAAUUUAAAAAUAAUUUAGAUGUAGAACAUAAUAUUGUAAUAUUAAAGGUGUUUCAAUUUUUGAAUAAACGUACAUUAAUGUCUUUAAAAUAAAAAAAAGUAAUAGAAUUGUAGGAAUUCAAUAAUUAUUAA
Molecule: messenger RNA, 2451 nt
Organism: Psylliodes chrysocephalus
Lineage: Eukaryota; Metazoa; Arthropoda; Insecta; Coleoptera; Chrysomelidae
Source: the annotation of a GenBank genome assembly